Molecule: messenger RNA, 253 nt
Organism: Monomorium pharaonis (pharaoh ant)
Lineage: Eukaryota; Metazoa; Arthropoda; Insecta; Hymenoptera; Formicidae
Product: protein BOLA2
Biological process (GO): intracellular iron ion homeostasis
Cellular component (GO): nucleus; cytosol
Molecular function (GO): 2 iron, 2 sulfur cluster binding
Source: RefSeq, a predicted model, not a curated record
GAAGUAGUGGAUCAAUCCGACGGUUGCGGUGCAAAAUUUUCGGUAGUUGUUGUCUCUGACUUAUUUCAAGGAAAACCCUUGCUGUCGCGUCAUAGACUAGUAUAUGGAAUCUUGGAGGAAGAACUGAAGACAAUUCACGCCAUUUCGCUAACAACAUUAACGCCAGAGCAAUGGGAAAAAACGAAAAGUUGAUUUUUGAAUCUUGUUAGAUUCUUUUUAUGGAUAUAAAAUCAAUAGCGAAUUAAUGAAAAGA